Nerophis lumbriciformis (worm pipefish) is the source of this 1392-nucleotide messenger RNA. The record is from RefSeq and is a predicted model, not a curated record. Lineage: Eukaryota; Metazoa; Chordata; Actinopteri; Syngnathiformes; Syngnathidae.
AUGAAUCUCCUCGACCCUUACCUGAAAAUGAGCGAAGAACAGGACAAGUGUCUCUCCGACGCGCCCAGUCCCAGCAUGUCCGAGGAUUCCGGCGGCUCGCCGUGCCCGUCCGGCUCGGGUUCGGACGCGGAGAACAGCCGUCCGUCCGACAUGCACCUCCUGCACGGGGCCGAUUACAAGAAGGAGGGCGACGAGGAGAAGUUCCCCGUGUGCAUUCGGGACGCCGUGUCCCAGGUGCUCAAAGGCUACGAUUGGACUCUGGUACCCAUGCCGGUUCGCGUUAACGGCUCCAGCAAGAACAAGCCGCACGUCAAGAGACCCAUGAACGCCUUCAUGGUUUGGGCUCAGGCUGCGCGUCGGAAGCUGGCUGACCAAUACCCGCAUCUGCACAACGCGGAGCUCAGCAAAACUUUGGGCAAACUUUGGAGGCUGCUCAACGAGGCCGAGAAGCGGCCGUUCGUGGAAGAGGCCGAGCGCCUGAGGGUGCAGCACAAAAAGGACCACCCGGACUACAAGUACCAGCCCAGGCGGAGGAAGUCUGUGAAAAACGGCCAGAGCGAGCCCGACGACGGCGAGCAGACGCACAUCUCGCCCAACGCCAUAUUCAAGGCUCUGCAGCAGGCAGACUCGCCCGCUUCCAGCAUGGGAGAGAUGCACUCCCCCGGGGAACACUCAGGUCAGUCCCAGGGUCCGCCCACACCCCCGACCACCCCCAAGACGGACCUCCCCUCGGCCAAGUCGGACCUGAAGCGCGAAGGUCGCCCGCUUCAGGAAGGCCCCGGCCGCCAGCUCAACAUCGACUUUGGCGCCGUCGACAUUGGCGAGCUGAGCAGCGAGGUCAUCUCCAACAUGGGUAGCUUCGACGUGGACGAGUUCGACCAGUACCUACCGCCUCACAGCCACGCCGCCGCCGCCCAGGGGGGCUACCCCGGGAGCUACGGUGUGGCUGGCUCCGCGGUAGCCCCGCAGGGGACCUGGAUGUCCAAGCAUUCUACUCUGGCAGGGGAGGCGGCUCAACAGCGAGCCACUCAGAUCAAGACGGAGCAGCUGAGCCCCAGUCACUACAGCGAGCAGCAGCAGCAGCAGGGGGGCUCCCCCCAACACGUGGCCUACGGCUCCUUCAGCCUGCAGCACUACAGCGCCUCCUCCUACCCGCCCGCCAGCAGGGCCCACUAUGACUAUCCCGAACACCAAGCUGGCGCUUACUACUCUCACUCCUCCGCUUCGGGUCAAGGCUCCGGCCUGUACUCCACCUUCAGCUACAUGAGCCCCAGCCAGAGGCCCAUGUACACCCCCGUGGCCGACAGCGCCGGGGUCCCUUCGGUGCCGCCCGCUCACAGUCCGCAGCACUGGGAGCAGCAGCCCAUUUACACCCAGCUGAGCCGGCCGUGA